Messenger RNA from Uloborus diversus, 2469 nucleotides. RefSeq lists its product as uncharacterized. The record is from RefSeq and is a predicted model, not a curated record. NCBI's taxonomy places the organism in Eukaryota, Metazoa, Arthropoda, Arachnida, Araneae, Uloboridae. Gene Ontology annotation, molecular function: nucleic acid binding. Gene Ontology annotation, biological process: DNA integration. Bases 1 to 2469 code for a protein of 822 amino acids. The transcript is spliced from 3 exons.
AUGCUGAGUGGGCAUAUUGUUAUUCCAGGAGAGAAUUUGAUGGCGCAGGAAACAAUUUUUGGAUGGAUUAUCUUGGGAAAAGUGGGAAAAACUCAAAGCAACUCGAAUCGCGUUUAUACUCACUUCACUCGUUGCGAGGAGUUCGAAGUUCAGAAGUUGUGGGAAUUAGAAGAAAUUCCAAACAAAAAAAUACUCUCCCCUUCAGAACAGGCAUGUGAAAACCAUUUUCACUCCACAUUUACACGUAAUGAUGAGGGUAGGUUUAUCGUAAGGUUACCUGUUCACAAUGAUAAUCUAAAAUUGGGUUCAUCUCGUGAAGUCGCAGAAAAGAGGUUGAUUCAAAAUGAGAAGAGUUUUGUCAAAAAACCCGAAAAAAUGAAAUUAUACAGAGAAUUCAUGCUCGAAUAUGAAAUGUUAGGUCACAUGGAACUGUGUUCAGAAAAUGAUAAUUCAGGAGAACAUUUCUAUCUUCCGCAUCAUGCUGUUAUGAAAUCAUCUCAGUCUUCUUCUAAGUUUCGCGUUGUCUUCGAUGCGUCUGCUAAAUCGUCAAGUGGAGCAUCUCUCAACGACAAGCUUAUGGUAGGUCCAACUUUACAGGACGACAUAGCAACCCUAUUAUUGAGAUUUCGCAAACAUAGAAUCGCUAUGACAAGUGACAUUGUUAAAAUGUAUAGGCAAAUUUUGAUUCAACCGGACGACACACAAUACCAAAAAAUACUCUGGAGACAAUCGUCAGACGAGGAAGUUAAGGAAUUCCGCUUGCUGACAGUCACAUAUGGCACAGCUUCAGCUCCAUAUUUGGCCACGAAAUGUCUGCAACAACUUGCAGUAGAAGAAAGUGAGAAAUUUCCGCACGCGUCUCAAGUAGUUAAAUCAGAUUUUUAUGUAGACGAUCUCAUGACUGGAGCCGAAUCCGUUGAAGAAGCAAUUCAACUGCAACAAGAAAUAAUUGAAAUGUUGAAGCGUGGAGGAUUUGAAAUCAAAAAAUGGUCAUCGAAUGAAGAAUUGGUACUUGAAAAUAUUCCCCCAGAAAGUCGUGCAACAUCUUUGCCUCUGGAAAUUAGAGAUGAUGUUAAGACCCUUGGAGUUCUGUGGAACCCAGCAACAGACACUUUUUCUUUUAGGUGGAACUUACCUCCUGUGUCAGAAUUUUGCAGCAAACGUAUCGUGCUAUCCUUCAUAUCUACAAUUUUCGAUCCUUCUGGAUGGAUUUCUCCCGUUGUUCUUAAAUUCAAGUUGCUUAUUCAACACCUCUGGAAAUUGAAGCUCAGCUGGGACGAAAAUCUUCCACCAGAUUUACAGCUAGAAUGGAAAUCUCUAGUCGAAGACUUAUCUCAACUAAAAGAAAUUAAAGUACCCAGGUACAUUCUUCAACCUUACAGCAACAUCAUAGAACUUCACGGAUUUUGUGAUGCCUCCGAAAAAGCAUACGCGGCUGCAGUAUACAUACGAACGAUUUCGAUGAAUGGCAACAUUAAUGUGCAACUGGUUACUAGCAAGACCAGAGUAUCACCUAUAAAAUUUGUUUCUCUUCCUCGACUUGAACUUUGUGGUGCCUUCUUGUUAGCUAAACUUGUUCGCUUUACGUCUCGAGCGCUACAACUCGAUGCAGUUAAGACAUUAUGCUGGACCGAUUCCACAAUUGUUUUGGGCUGGCUAGCAUCACACUCUAGCCGGUGGAAAACUUUUGUUGCGCAUAGAGUAGAAAAGAUUCAUGAGCUUGUUCCUGAAGCUCUUUGGAACCACGUAGACGGCAAAUUAAAUCCAGCAGACUGUGCCUCACGGGGAAUGACCCUUGAACAAUUGCAGAACUUUCCGCUGUGGUGGCGAGGCCCUGAUUUGUAUUCGCAAGAAGAUAUCUCGCACGAACCAUUUCAGUACAUUGAAACUGAUGAAAUUCUUAGUGAUUUGUCAACAAAUGCCUUCAUAGCUGCUUUUAAACGUUUUAUUUCACGUCGCGGUAAAUGUUCUGACAUUUACAGUGACUGCGGCACUAAUUUUAUUGGUGCAGAGAAGGAACUUGACGAACUUAAUGCAUUGUUCAAAUCACCAAACCAUAAUGAAAAAAUCGCUCAUUACUUAUCUGAUGAAGGUAUCAACUGGCACUUCAACCCACCAGCUGCUCCUCACAUGGGAGGCAUUUGGGAAGCGGGCAUCAAAUCUGUGAAAUUCCAUCUUAAGCGCAUCAUAUCAAACGUGAUAUUAACUUACGAAGAGUUAUACACGAUCAUAGUGCAAGUUGAGGCCUGUCUCAACUCUCGUCCUCUCUCACCUCUGUCCAGUGAUCCAAAUGACCUUUCAGUGCUCACACCAGGACACUUUCUUAUUGGUGGUCCUCUAAACGCUGUUCCAGAAACAGAUUUUACAUCUUCUAAACUCAACCAUCUGACACGCUGGCAGCUGACGCAACGUCUAUUGCAGCACUUCUGGAAGCGUUGGAGUUCCGAGUACGGAGCAACACUGUAUUAA